AUGGCUUCUCAUCAGGAGUAUCCCGCAGGACAAGCGCCUGACUGCUUGGUCUGGGAAAUCGUCAGGGACAACCACGCCCACCUCCACCACGCCGUGCACAAGCGUUUCUCGAAGGAGCGCUUCAACAUCAUGGCCGUGCACACGCCCAGGUUCUCAGGUAGGUCCAGCUGCGACGAAGGCAACAGCGCGUUCAGGCCUGCUCCAGAAGAACGUAGUCGACCUCGGCAUCUCGCCCUCCGGCUCCAAGAUCUUGGCCUACAAGGCCAGGGCCGCCCGUGGCGUGCGCCCCGGUUCCAGCACCCGCGUCAUCAAGCUCAGCAAGAGCAUGGCGCACGCCGAGUACCUGCGCAACCUCGUCGACCCCGCCAGGGACGAGAUCGCCAAGGCGCUGGUGAACAAGAUGGAGAAGCUCACCCACACCAGAUACGACGACAAGUCGGAGUGAACUGCGCUUUUUAA
Messenger RNA from Babesia bigemina, 459 nucleotides. RefSeq lists its product as hypothetical. Bases 1 to 459 code for a protein of 152 amino acids. The record is from RefSeq and is a predicted model, not a curated record. The transcript has a single exon. NCBI's taxonomy places the organism in Eukaryota, Apicomplexa, Aconoidasida, Piroplasmida, Babesiidae.